Messenger RNA from Rattus rattus (black rat), 1477 nucleotides. It is a transcript of the gene Ap1ar, whose product is annotated as adaptor related protein complex 1 associated regulatory protein. The transcript has 10 exons. Gene Ontology annotation, biological process: negative regulation of substrate adhesion-dependent cell spreading; regulation of Arp2/3 complex-mediated actin nucleation; negative regulation of cell motility. The record is from RefSeq and is a predicted model, not a curated record. The coding region runs from base 259 to 1155 and encodes 298 amino acids. Lineage: Eukaryota; Metazoa; Chordata; Mammalia; Rodentia; Muridae. Gene Ontology annotation, molecular function: AP-1 adaptor complex binding.
GCGCGGGCCUCCCGGGGCUGCCGGGGCGGUGACCGGCUCGGGCGGGUGGCAAGCUGGCCAUGCGGACGGCUGGCGACCUGGGACCCCACGGCCCUGCGCUCGUCCCUCGCGCCGCGGUAUCCGGGAGCCCGCGGGCCUAGCGGCGGCCUUUGUUCCCUACAUCGUCGUCUGCCGAGCUCCGGCCGGCGCGGAUGCAGCUGCUCCGCCUGGGCUCGCGCUCGGGGCUGGAGGGGGAGCGGCAGCUCCAGGCGGCAUGCGAUGGGGAACUGCUGCUGGACGCAAUGCUUCGGGCUGCUCCGCCGGGAAGCGGGUCGGCUGCAGCGAGCGGGCGGAGGAUCAAAGUAUUUUAGAACAUGCCCAAGAGGAGAGCACUUGACCAUAGAGUUUGAGAAUCUUGUGGAGAGCGAUGAGGGGGAGAGCCCAGGAAGCAGCCAUAGGCCACUUACUGAGGAAGAAAUCGUUGACUUACAAGAGAGGCAUUAUGACUCUAUUGCUGAGAAGCAGAAAGACGUGGAUAGGAAAAUCCAGAGGGAGUUAGCCUUACAAGAGGAGAAGUUAAGACUAGAAGAAGAAGCUUUAUACGCUGCCCAGCGUGAAGCAGCCAGGGCAGCAAGGCAGCGAAAGCUCCUGGAGCAAGAAAAGCAGAGAACUGCCCAGCGCUAUCAUCCCAGCAGUGGAGACUGUCAAAGUGCAGGACCAGAAGAUGACUUUGAAGCUUCCUUAAGAAAUAUAAAGUCACAGUAUGAAGUUUUUCGAAGUAGUAGACUCUCAUCUGACGCCACAGUGUUGACACCAAAUACGGAAAGCAGCUGUGACCUAAUGACCAAAACCAAAUCAACCAGUGGGAAUGACGACAGCACCUCCUUAGACCUGGAGUGGGAAGAUGAAGAAGGAAUGAAUAGGAUGCUGCCCAUGAGAGAGCGCUCCAAGACAGAGGAAGACAUCCUGCGGGCAGCGCUGAAGUGCAGCAGCAAGAAGGGCAGCAACCCCACGUCCGCCUCCGAUGACUCCAACGGGCUGGAGUGGGAGAACGACUUUGUCAGUGCCGAGAUGGACGACAAUGGCAAUUCUGAGUACGCGGGGUUUGUGAAUCCUGUGUUGGAACUGUCGGAGUCCGCCAUCAAGCAGUCUGAUACAGAUCAGCAGGUCCGGUAGUGUGAAGCUGUGACCUUACUCACCAAAUGUUAACAAUCAGCUAGCAUGUACAGGUGGCACGCCAGGGCUCUUUGCGAGGGCAGCAAAACACCACGUGACAGAUGCUUGUGUUCCUGGAGGGACAACUGAGCGCUCCAGUCGGGUGUGAGCGCAGCAUCUGGCUUCUGCGUCCCAGGACCGACUCAGUGAUUCUGACAUAUCAGACACUCAUGCCUUUCUGUUCACCCGUCAGGUUCUGCACCUUAAGUCCGCAUCCGUUUUCCUCUGGCCGCUUCACCCCGCCUAUCUUCCUAUAUAACGAUCUGACAGUGUUUUUGUUAGU